Molecule: messenger RNA, 1911 nt
Organism: Naumovozyma dairenensis CBS 421
Lineage: Eukaryota; Fungi; Ascomycota; Saccharomycetes; Saccharomycetales; Saccharomycetaceae
Gene: BRF1
Product: transcription factor TFIIIB subunit BRF1
Exons: 1
Coding region: 1-1911 (636 amino acids)
Biological process (GO): transcription preinitiation complex assembly; transcription by RNA polymerase III; DNA-templated transcription initiation
Cellular component (GO): nucleus; transcription factor TFIIIB complex; transcription preinitiation complex
Molecular function (GO): TBP-class protein binding; RNA polymerase III type 3 promoter sequence-specific DNA binding; RNA polymerase III general transcription initiation factor activity
Source: RefSeq, a predicted model, not a curated record
AUGCCAGUUUGUAAGAGUUGUAAAGGGACAGAAUUUGAAAGAGAUCACUCGAACGCGAACAGUGAUUUAGUUUGUAAAUCAUGUGGUUUUGUCUCCGAAGAUAAUCCAAUUGUCUCGGAAGUGACUUUUGGUGAAACAAGUGCUGGGGCUGCCGUUGUUCAAGGGUCUUUCAUUGGAGCUGGUCAAUCUCAUGCAUCGUUUAUGUCUCAUGGUGGGUCUAGUGCCUUGGAUUCUCGUGAAAAUACUUUGAAUAAUGCAAGACGGAAAUUAAGAGCUGUGUCCCAUGCUUUGAGUAUCCCGGAAUAUAUUACAGAUGCUGCAUUCCAAUGGUAUAAGUUAGCUUUGGCUUAUAAUUUUGUCCAAGGAAGAAGAUCUCAGAAUGUUAUCGCUUCGUGUCUUUAUGUUGCUUGUAGAAAGGAAAAGACUCAUCAUAUGUUGAUUGAUUUCUCUUCUCGAUUACAAGUCAGUGUCUAUUCUAUUGGUGCCACUUUCCUUAAGAUGGUUAAACGAUUACAUAUCAGUAAGUUACCGUUGGCAGAUCCGUCUUUAUUUAUUCAACAUUUUGCUGAGAAAUUAGACUUGGGUGACAAAAAGAUUAAAGUGGUUAAAGAUGCCGUGAAGUUGGCUCAACGAAUGUCACAUGAUUGGAUGUUUGAAGGUAGAAGACCGGCAGGUAUUGCAGGUGCAUGUGUUCUUCUUGCCUGUAGGAUGAAUAAUUUGAGAAGAACUCAUUCUGAGAUUGUUGCAGUAUCUCAUGUAGCAGAAGAAACUUUACAACAAAGAUUAAAUGAAUUUAAAAACACGAACUCGGGUAAAUUAUCUAUCCACGAAUUCAGGAAAGCAAGUGAAGAAUUGCCUGAUCCAAAUACUGAAGAACAAAUGAAAAAGGGAGGAUGUCGUUCUAAUACUUCUUUCCCCCCAUCUUUUAAUAGGAAUAGAAAGAACGAAAAGAAGAUUAAAGAGCAUUUAGAAACUGAAAAUGAAUUAUUAGAGACUAGUGAAGAUGCUGUUAAUAGAAAUCCUAUCCUAAGUCAAAUAUUGGGUGAACAAGAAUUAUCAUCUAAAGAAGUAUUAUUCUAUUUGAAACAAUUCUCUAAAAGAAGGGAAAGUGCCAUUCAACGAAUCAAAUCAACACAUGGGAUUGACGGGUCUAAUCUAUAUGGAAACUCUGAAAAUCCAACGUCAAGAUCAAGAUCAGGCUCUAAAUCGUUAUCAAAAGAAACUCCUGACGGAGUUGCUACUACUCAGGAUGGGACAGAAGAAGCGGUGAAAGAUAAUAUUGAUGGUCAAGCAAGUAUCAGAGGAGCAGAACUUGGUGAUGGUGAUAGUGAUGAUGAUAAUGAUAAUGAUAAUGAAGAAGAUGAAGAAGACACAAGAUUCCAAGAUAAGAUAGAUGGUUACUCAUUAGAAAGAGAUCCAUACAGACCUAAAAAUCUACAUCUUCUACCUACAACUGAGUCUUUUUUACAUAAAGUUAAUGAUGAUCCUGAAAAUCUUGAAGAUGUUGAUGAUGAUGAAUUAGAUGCACUAUUAUUAGAUGAGGAAGCUUCACAAUUGAAAGAAAGAAUAUGGAUAGGUAUCAAUUCAGAUUAUUUAUUGGAACAAGAGAACAAGAGGUUGAAAGAAGAGGCAGAUUUAUUGACUGGUAAUACUGCGACUAAGAAAAGAAGACGUAACAAUGGUGGAUCACGUAAGAGAGCUAAGACAGAACCUGAUUCAAAAGCUAAUUUAGCACAUUCUGCCAUGGGCUUGAUGUCACAAUUUCAAGAUAGAACUGGGUUACAGGCUGCGCUGAAGGCAGCAGAAGAAAGUGGUGAUUUAACAGCAGCUGAUAGCGUUAAAAAUAUGUUGCAAAAGGCAACUUUUUCCAAAAAAAUCAACUACGAUGCCAUUGAUGGCUUAUUCAGUUAA